Messenger RNA from Gopherus evgoodei (Goodes thornscrub tortoise), 7427 nucleotides. RefSeq names its product synaptotagmin-like protein 4. The transcript has 17 exons. Gene Ontology annotation, molecular function: small GTPase binding; neurexin family protein binding. Gene Ontology annotation, biological process: intracellular protein transport; exocytosis. The record is from RefSeq and is a predicted model, not a curated record. Lineage: Eukaryota; Metazoa; Chordata; Testudines; Testudinidae. The coding region runs from base 565 to 3474 and encodes 969 amino acids. Gene Ontology annotation, cellular component: plasma membrane; exocytic vesicle.
GCCGAGCCCGGGACUCAGCCGCUGUCCCGCUGCCCUCGGAGAGAGCUGAGCUGCGCUGCGCUGCUUCUUGUGCGCCCAGCCGCCUCCGCCAGGAACAACUGAACUGCACUUCAUAUGACUUCUGUACUGAGGAAGACAUAUGGCAGAAGUUCUGGUGAUUGAUGUCUAACGUCAGAGUCGAUCCUUCAUCCCUUCUGAGGCAGCUAAAGCCAGUGGGAAACUCUUUUCUCUAUAUUUGGAUAUUUGAUUGACUGUGUGAGGCAAAGAAAGGAACAUAACUGUGGAGAGAGGUGUUUUUUUUCCCCCCUCCCCCCUGGCACAAGCAGGCAUUCUGUCUAGAAAACCAUGCCAGAGAACUGCUUAGUGUCUUGAAGUACGAGUCAAAAUCUUAAUGCAAUUUCCCUCCAAGCCAUGCUGUUGUGAAAUGUUUCUUUCAAGCUCUAAUACUGUUUGGCACGCUGAGCCCCUCUGCUCAGGGGGCUGCUGAUGGCACUCUCACAAUUGGCUCUCAAAUAGUUUCUGGUCUGUUGAUGCUCCAGCUGGCUGGAGAUCAUUACAGAGGAGAUGCUGGACCUAAGCUUUCUGACAGAAGAGGAGUAUGAGAAGCUUAUGAAGGUUCUGCAGAGAGAUGCAGAGUUGAAGAAAAAAGACAGUGACCGUAUCAGACGGUUACAAGGCUCUCUCAAGGAUGAAAAGAAGAAAAAGUUUGUGACUGGUGAAUGGUUUAAUGAAGUGAAGGCAAAACGUUUUCAAGAGGAGCUAGAGGGGCCAGAUCUGCUUCGAGCAUCCAUUAGAAAGAAAAAGGAGAAACUGGAAAAUGAGCCUAACGAACACAUCCGGCAGAGCCUGGAAGGCAGAGCAGCUUCACUGCCACCAGACGCAACCAGUCCUCUCUUCCCUGAGCUCACUCCAGACUUGGGAGCCAAGAGAUCCAGUACAACUGCCUUGGAUUCUUCAGAGGAGCAUAAUACCUGGCCAAAGCCAAAACCAAGACACAUCAUACUGCCACCCUCAUCAAAUGAGAGAUCCAGUGUAAAUGAUGUCUCGCCAGGAGAGAGCAACACUGGAGUACAUACAACAGACAACUGGCCGUCUGAAAAAGGUCAUGAAGUACCUCUGUCGCCUGCCAAGCUCGCAGAAGAGGAUAUGGUUCAGUCCAGUUAUUCUUCUGGGGUGGAGGUUCCUGAUGUGCUCAGUGGCACCCCAGCAAUGCACAAUGUUCCCCCCAAAGACACUAAUAUUGUCAGCAAGAUACCAGUCAAGAGGAAAGCAAGCAAAGGCCUGUUCGGGUCAGAGACUCUUGUGAAUCACACAGAGCAGAUUGAGGACAGUGAUGCAAAGAGAGAGUCACUUAAAAGCUCAAAAUUACUGUCUGGAGAGGAAGACAACAAUCUGGUUCUGAAGCAAGGAGCCAACUAUACCAUCUCUUCCAUGAGCAAUAAAGAUGAGGAAAUCGGCCUAGAUCGUGAACAGUUCAAGAACCUGAGGAACUUUUGGGAGAAAGGUGCAGAAAGUGCAGGUAAUGUUUCAGAGGAGCCCUUUGAAAAGCCCAGUGUGAUAGGGUCAAAUGGGAGACCAUUCACAUUGAGUCGCUCUCUUUCUGUACAAUCUAAUCAAAGCCAAAAUGGUGAAGAAAAGUCCAAUGUCUCCAUGAAAACCAGAAUUCCCUAUAAAAGAACAGUGACCUUGUCAUCUAGUGAAGAUGAACCAUGCUACGUAGCCCAUUCAAGAAAGGGAUUAGCCUCCUCUAUGGCCAGGUCUACAUAUGGCAAGAGCAAAGGGGCCGUGGUUACUAGAAAUAAUUCAUUGACUGAAAGUAAUGGGAAGCAGGAGGAGGAGAGAAAGACACAACGCUGCUUGAGGAGAUCCAAACUGCCUGUGCGAGUGCCUUCAAUCAAAAUAGAAUCGCCCACAAAAGAGGGGCCCAGCAGCACAUUUGAACCAGAAACACCUGCAGAUGAGUAUGUCAUGCCUGAAGAAAGCAGGCGCAAGGUGGACUCAUUGGCGAGUAGGAUUCAGAUAUUGAUAGAACCUGUACAUUCAGACAGUGAUAGUGAUAGGGAUAAAAGGUCUGAUUUGGGCAUUCAAGAAAACAUGGAGACUAAUGGAGAGCUCCCUGAGGCUAAGACACAUGAGCCUGCAGACAACCUAAGGUCCAAGGAACCAGCCAUGGAGAGAGAAGCGAUUCAAGGAACUGACUCAGCUAUAUUCUCAGAAGACGACGAGGAUCAAUCCCCUGUUGCCAUGGCUCUGGCACGAGCGAAUAGCGUUAAUCUAGCCAAGAGCAUGGUGAACAUUUACACAACCAGUGAGACGUACAAUAAGCCGCAAAUGAUAACUCACCAACUUCUUGAGCCCGAACGAACCAAAGAGCUGAGCAGAUCCACCCCUGUCCUUCUAUCUGAGACGGAAUCGGACACUGCUUCAGAAAUCAGCUUCCAGUUUAACAAACACAAAAAGACUCCUAGCAUUGGCAGCCACUCCUCUGACAUGGCAUCAGUCUCUUCGGUAAGUGGUAGCGUUCUCAGCGUCUACAGUGGUGAUUUUGGGAGCGUGGAUGCACAAGGGACUGUUCAGUUUGCUCUGGAUUAUGAUGAGAAAAACCGAGAAUUCCAGAUUUAUGUUUCCCAAUGCAAGGACCUGGCUGUGGUGGAUGAGAAGAAAGGCAGAUCUGAUCCGUAUGUCAAAACUUACCUGCUCCCAGACAAAGCUAGAAUGGGCAAGAGAAAAACCUCAGUGAAGAAGAGAACAGUGAAUCCCAUUUACAACGAAGUGUUAAGAUAUAAAAUAGAGAAAAUGGUGUUGCUGAUCCAAAAAUUAAAUCUUUCCGUGUGGCACAAUGACCCACUGGGACGUAACAGCUUCUUGGGAGAGAUAGAAAUAGACCUAGCCAGCUGGGAUUGGAGCAACAAGAAACUCAACUGGUAUAUGCUGAAGCCACGGAGCCUUUCUGCUAUUAAUGGUGUGGAUCAUCGAGGCGUGAUGAAUCUGUCUAUUAAAUAUGUCCCACCAGGAAGCUUAGGUCCAAAGAAUCCUUCAUCUGGGGAAGUUCAUAUCUGGGUCAAAGACAGCAAGGACCUCCCACAGUUGCGCCCGUCUGGAGUUGACUCCUUUGUGAAAUGCUACGUGCUUCCAGACACCAGUAAGAAGAGUUACCAGAAGACCAGAGUUAUUAAAAGAGACCCAAACCCUGUUUUUAAUCACACUAUUGUGUAUGAUGGGUUCCACACAGAAGAUCUGAAAGAUGCCUGUGUUGAGCUGACUGUGUGGGAUCAUGAAAAACUAACGAACCACUUCCUCGGAGGAAUCAGGCUGGGCCUUGGGACAGGCACUAGCUAUGGCAUCUCCGUGGACUGGAUGGACUCCACGCAGGAGGAAGUGGCCUUUUGGCAGGAAAUGAUGUCAGCCUCCAGUGAAUGGAUUGAAGGAUCACUGCCGCUGCGCUCACUGGCAGGGAGGAGGAAACUGAAAUGAAACUUCUGUCGUACAAUUAAAACUAUGAGCAUAUUCAUUAGAAUUUGGAAGCUCCCUGUGACCAGGAAAUGGAGCCUCUCCCCUACCUGCAGAGGUGUCAGGUUAAUUAGAUAAUGAUUGCAUUGUGCUUUAAAGAUGGUAGGUGCUAAGUGAUUUUAAUCCCCCCAUAGAGGAUUUAGAAGAUGCUAAGAUCAAGCAUAGCAUCAGUUUAGCAAGAGGCCAAUGGUUACUUUUGUUAAUCAUUUAUAUGCUCUAUCUUAGAUUUCAUUAGACUCUCAGUACAUUAGCAGGGAAGAAGUGUAAAUUUUUUUUUAUACAGGGUUUAUUUUGUUACUGGAUUUUGUGCUGUUUUUCUGUGCAGUGAGACAGUUGUAAAAAAGCUGCAGCUUGGCAUUAUCCAUGUUCCCUUUCAAGUGGUACGCUUCAUACCGGAUGCAGGAUUGCAAGCAUCAUCUCAAAAUGGAACUUUUCCAUCUGUCACUGAUAAUGUGGCUAUGACUCAGAGGAAAAAUCCAGUUUAGAUUGCUUUGAGAUCCAAGGUGAACCUGCAGAAAGAGGACUGUUUGGAGCAGACAAUGUAGCAACAUGACUAAGAUAUCAGAGAAGAAUUCAAUAAAUUUAAUUCCAUACUGUUUUUUUAUUUGGAAACAAGGAAUGAUGGUCUUUCAGCUAAUGUACCAGCCCAGGACUCAGUAGAUACAGGUUCUAUUCCCAACCCUGCCACAAACUUCCUCUGUGAUCUUGCGCAAGUCACUUACUUAAAGGAAAACUGCAGUGGAAUAUAAAUUAGUUUGCACUCUGCCAAAUACAAAAUAUGAUUAAAUCACUGCUGGGCCAAAUCAGUUCUUUCAAAUACCUUGUGUACAUAAAACAUGUAUGAAAUUAAGAUGUGUAGCAAACAAGCAGUCUUUCUGUCAGACAUAUAAGGUGUAUCAAGAAAGAUCAAAACUGCAGCCAAGGAGAGGAGGGAGAUUUUUGGACCUGAUGGGAAAAGUAAGUAUUCCAUGACUGUACAUACUGAACCAAAGUAACAAGUUACAUAGUAAAAAGAUCUGGUGAAAUAUUCCACUGCUCCCUGUACCUCUGGCUAUUUCUUUGAUCUUCCUUCCUUUCUCUUGACUGAUGACAACAAGUUGCAGUCUGUGUUGGUGUUAUCAUUAAAUAGCAGCUUUUAGGAAUUUUGCAUCUAUCCAGUCAUUUCAAUAGAGAUUUUGCAACAAUUUUAAAUGCAGCUUUGUAAUUUCCUCUUUAAAUGUACAUAUUCUGAUUAAAUAGAAUGAUUUCCCUCAGGUACCAAAUGAUCUCCUUAUACCUGUCGUUAGUAUGGCCUGAGUAAUGAUAUAUACAAAAUAAAAUAGAGGCAAUGCCACACUAAACAGAAUCAUACUUGCCUCGUCCAGAGUGGUUACUCUUGGAGAAAUUUCUGCUCUAGAUAUCUGGCCUUUAAUAGCAAUUUGCAAGGCUGAGUCGAGCUGGUUUGAGAAAUGUGGAGGGAAAUCAUGAAAACAGUUGAAGUUUGUUUACCUUUUGAAGGGUUCGAAACUGAUUCCUUUUUUUGGUUUUGUGGAUUUCUUAAUUUCCCAUUUUUUUAAUUAUUUGUUUACCAAAGCACCUGUCUUAGAUUACCACAGACUUUCAAUUUACCAAAAAAUAGGUCAUAAGUGAUAGAGAACAUUUUUAUUAAUAUCAAGACACUUUUUUUUCACAAACCCUGAAAAGUUAAGUUGAUGUAGGUAGCCUUUUCAUUAAAUUCAUUUUAGUAAAACAAAAGUUCAAAAGUUAAUGUUAGAAAAAUGUUGGCCAACUGUAGGGUUGAAGCACUAAGAAAUAGCCCAUAGGAAAACAAGAUCAAAUGAAGAGAAAGAGAUACUAAAGAUUGUCUGAGUUGCAAUCUGGUUCACUUCACUCACACAAAUUAUCCCAUUGACUGUCUCUGAAGUGUAAACAAAAGGAGCUAGAUUGGCCCCAUGGUUGGGAUUGGCUCAAUUUAAAAUCUUAACUUUACUACCCUGAGUAGCCUUGUUGGCUUCAAUGAAGUUACUCAGAGUGGAUUCAAAUACUUUUACAUUGAGUAAUGCUUUACUCCAUGGAUAGUGCUAUCAAAAUUGAGAAGAUUACUCCUUGGCUAACGUGCUACUAAACCCGAGUAUGAAAAUCUGGCCUAUAACAUACUGAUUUUCUGCUUACAUAGGAGCAGAUUCUGAUACUCUUACUGUUUGAAUAGUACCACUGACUUCUGUGGGACUAUCUGUGGAGUGAAGUGCUAUUUAUUGUGAAUAAUGGGUAUCAGCAUUUUGGGCCAUAAUGUAAAUACAUACUUUAUUUUUCCUUUCAGUAAUUUACAGUAUUUGUACAUUUGUGAUGAAUGUGCCAAAACCGCUGUUAACACACACAUGAACUUUUCAAAUUACUCUUUAAAUAUUUAUUUCAUAUUAGCAUUAGCUCUACACCUAAGAUUCAGUUCUUUCCUAAUAUGGUGCCAACAAAGUGAAAUAAUCAUUGUUAUAGGACCAAGUUCAUCUCUGGUGUCGAAGUUUGGAUGAGUUUGGCCCAAGAUAUUGUGAUCUAUAUAUUUUUGUUUUGUUUUAAGGUUGCAUUGGUUUUUGGGGGGGUGUUUUUGUUUUUUUGUUUUUGUAAAUUAAGCUCGGAUUGAUUUCAGAAGCUUUUGUAUUUAUUAGCACAUCAGCUUAAAAGAUUACACAGCCAAGUAUAAUACAGUAGUAGCAUAGUCAUGUGUAAUGUAGGAGGCCAUAUCUGCUUCACUUAAUAAAACGAAAGCACUUUAUCAGCAAAAAUGCAAGGCACUUUGUCACAUGUUAGUGUCCUACAUAGGAGUGGAGGAACCUGUAGCAAAUAAAAGGUUAAUAGCCAUUGGUAUGUGUCUUACAUUGACAUUUGUAAUCUGUGAAUUCAACCUGUAAGUGGUAAAGUAUCUAAAUGUUAUAGGCUGCUAACAUGUUAACAUGUGCUGCAGAUUAAUUUGGAAAUAACAGACCAAAAGGCUUCGGACUGUAUUUAUUAUUUUUUUGUAUGAUGGACUAAACAAACUCCCUUCAAGAGACUGGGCUUUUCUUAUACAUAGUAAAUAUAUUUAGGUCCAUAAUUCCCCUGGAUAUAAACAUGCAACUUCGUUGAAGUCACGUGUGUCUUUGCAUGCAGCUGAAACUGAAGUUAUGGUCCUUAGGGCUAGAUCCUGCAACCCCCAGUUACUGGUGGGGCACAAGUAAUCCUAUAGUCCAGAGUAGGCCUAUGUGUGUGGGUUACAGGAUCUGGCCCUUUUUUAAAUGAAAGUUAAUAUCUUGACUAGAGCUGGGCAAAUUCUGCAGGAAAAUCUCCCCAUGACCAUUCUGCAUUCCUGAAAGAAUGUGCUUUACUUGUGCUCAUGCCUCUUUCAUAUCUGCUUUUUGCAGAUAUCUUGUGAGUGAAUUUACAGGCAGAAGUGUUUUGCUCAAGUAGCAAAUUUUAAAUUCACCAAUCGCAAGAUGUGCAGAGGAAGCCAGAUUAUAAGAAGUUUUGCUCCUCCAGUCAGGAAACAAGUACACCAUGUGACCUGUGUCUAAUCAGACCUGCUCAGAUUGUUAAUCAACUACUUGGAACAUACAGCUCAUGAACAAUCUUUGGACAGAUUACCAGCAAUAAUUCGGUGAAUAAUCUUGAAGAGUAUUCAAGGAAUCACUUUCUGUACUUGGAUAGGAAAACAUUUGUUGAGUAAAGUAUUUGCCCAGCUCUAAUCUUGACCAAGACAGAGAAAAGCAAAACUGAUUUUACUGUGAAGCUUAUAAACUGAAGAGAGAAAUAUUUACUAGACUCCCAACAACAUAAAUCUAUGUAAUAAGAUGUAUUUCAAAGAAGAAAUACUGUAUUUUGUGGGCUGGUUAAAUAAACCAAAAGGAAUUUGUAAAACUGACCUCUGUGUGUGAAACAAAAUCAAUAAACCACACUUCAGUGCCUGA